Molecule: messenger RNA, 1440 nt
Organism: Equus caballus (horse)
Lineage: Eukaryota; Metazoa; Chordata; Mammalia; Perissodactyla; Equidae
Source: RefSeq, a predicted model, not a curated record
AUGAGGCCUGAGAACCAGAGCAGAGUGUCUGAGUUCCUCCUCCUGGGGCUCCGCAUCCCACCAGAGCAGCAGGGCCUGUUCUUUGCCUUAUUUCUAUGCAUGUACCUGACCACAGUGCUGGGGAACCUGCUUAUCAUCCUGCUCAUCAGGCUGGACUCUUGCCUCCACACUCCCAUGUACUUCUUCCUCAGCCAUCUAGCCUUCUCUGACAUUUCCUUUUCAUCUAUCACUGUCCCUAAGAUGCUGAUAAACAUGCAGAUUCAAUGUCAAUCUAUCACAUAUGCAGAGUGCAUUUUACAGGUCUAUUUCUUUAUAUUCUUUGGUUGCCUUGACAGCUUUCUUCUUGCAGUGAUGGCAUAUGACAGAUAUGUGGCCAUCUGUCACCCUCUCCACUACACCACCAUCAUGAGGAAUGAGCUCUGUAUCAUCCUAGUGGCUGGAUGCUGGGUCUCCUCUUGUGCUCAAGCCCUGUUGCACACCCUCUUCGUUGACCAGUUAUCCUUCUACAUGGACGGAAGAAACCAGACCAGCACCUAUGAAUUUCUUCUCGUGGGCCUCUCUGAGUGGCCAAAGCAGCAACUUCUCCUGUUUGUGCUCUUUUUAGGCAUGUACCUGGUCACCGUGGUGGGAAACCUGUUCAUUAUCCUGGCCAUUGGCUCUGAUGUGCACCUACACACUCCCAUGUACCUUUUUCUGGCCAACCUGUCCUUCUCUGACAUUGGUUUUAUCUCUACAGUAAUUCCCAAGAUGUUAGACAAUAUUGGCUCAGGAAGUAAACUGAUUUCUUAUGGUGGGUGCCUGACACAGCUCUAUUUCUUUGGCCUAUUUGCAGAUCUGGACAAUUUUCUCUUGGCUGUGAUGGCACUUGAUCGCUAUAUGGCCAUCAGCUACCCCCUCCAAUACACCAUGACCAUGAACUACCAACGCUGUGUCCUGUUGGUGGCUGGGUCAUGGCUGGUCACUACCUUCCAUGCCCUAGUGCAUACUCUCCUAGUGACCAGGCUUUCCUUCUGUGGCCCCAGUAUCAUCCCCCACUUCUUCUGUGAUCUGGUCCCACUCCUGAAGCUGGCCUGCUCCAGUACUUAUGUCAAUGACCUGAUGCUCAUCCUUGUGGCAGGAACAUUGUUAAUUGGACCCUUUGUCUGCAUCCUUAUGUCUUACUUUUACAUUGCAUUGGCUAUCCUGAGAAUUGAUUCCCCAAAAGGUAAGCAAAGGGCCUUCUCUAACUGCACCUCCCACCUCUCUGUGGUCUCUCUGUUUUACAGCACAGCUAUUGGGGUCUAUUUGUGUCCUCCAUCAUCCUCCUCGGGUGGAAAGGACAGAUUCUUCUCAGUAAUGUAUACAGUGGUGACCCCCAUGCUGAACCCCUUCAUCUACAGCUUGAGAAACAGGGACAUGAAAGAGGCACUGGGAAAACUACUGAGAAGAAAAACACUCUAA